AUGGGUCACUCCCACGGUCUCCGUUCCGGCACCCGGUAUGCUUUCUCUCGCGACUUCAGACAGAAGGGUCAGAUCCACCUCUCGACCUACCUGAAGACCUACCGGGUCGGUGAUAUUGUGGACAUCAAGGUCAACGGUGCCGUUCAGAAGGGUAUGCCCUACAAGGUCUACAACGGUAAGACCGGUGUUGUCUACAACGUCACCAAGUCCUCCGUCGGUGUCCUCCUCUACAAGGUCGUCGGCAACCGCUACCUCGAGAAGCGCAUCAACGUCCGCGUCGAGCACGUCAAGCACUCCCGUUCCCGUGAGGAUUUCGUCAAGCGUGUCAAGGAGAACGCCGAGAAGAAGAAGCAGGCUAAGGAGCAGGGUGUUCACCUCCACCUGAAGCGCCAGCCUACCCUCCCCCGUGAGGCUCACAAGGUCGAGGGUACCGCUCCCGAAACCAUCACUCCUCUCCCCUACGACACCCACAUCUAAGCUGAGCGGAGCGAU
This is a messenger RNA of Aspergillus versicolor CBS 583.65, 492 nucleotides long. Its product is annotated as 60S ribosomal protein eL21. The coding region runs from base 1 to 477 and encodes 158 amino acids. The record is from RefSeq and is a predicted model, not a curated record. Gene Ontology annotation, biological process: translation. Gene Ontology annotation, molecular function: structural constituent of ribosome. Gene Ontology annotation, cellular component: ribosome; cytosolic large ribosomal subunit. The transcript is spliced from 4 exons. Lineage: Eukaryota; Fungi; Ascomycota; Eurotiomycetes; Eurotiales; Aspergillaceae.